Molecule: messenger RNA, 1593 nt
Organism: Caenorhabditis elegans
Lineage: Eukaryota; Metazoa; Nematoda; Chromadorea; Rhabditida; Rhabditidae
Gene: F56B3.2
Product: EB domain-containing protein
Exons: 9
Coding region: 178-1476 (432 amino acids)
Source: RefSeq, marked reviewed
AUGUCAUCAUCUCAAACUGUCAUCCGUCUCCAGUGUUCAAUCGAUAUUUCUCGCUUUCCCCUUAUACGGAUCCUUGCUGCGCUUCUCCUUUCUCUCUACUUUCUCCUUCUAAUGUAGGCCAAUUGUCGCCAAAGACCCAAGUUCGCGAGUGAAGACAUAGUAGAAGAGGCCAAAAAUAUGUUACCAAUUCGAAAUUUUAUUCAUUUUUCUGGUUUAAUACUACUGAUGUUUUAUCUGGUAGAUGCGCAGUUUUCUCCUUGUAAUGGAAAAUCCGCUCUCAACGGAGUCUGCGAUAUAAAUGGAGAUUGUGAGAAUAAAGGAUCGAUUUGUUUGAGAGGAAAAUGCAGAUGCCACCCUCACUACACGGAAACUAGAGAUGAGAAGGGGCGUCUUCCAAAAUGUGCACCACUACCCGCAAAAAUCGGAGCCCGUUGCUCCUCCAAAUGCCGCGAGCCCCUUUUCUGCCGUAACGGUGAAUGCCAGUGUGUGCAACGUGGAACAACACGAGUGUCAAAUGGAGAAUGCAUUACAACUUCUCGAGUCGGAGAUCGUUGUUCCAGACAUUAUGAUUGUACUUCUCCAUUCUCAGCAUGUGUCAAUUCGCAAUGCGUCUGCAUCACUGGAACUAUUCAAAUGGGCUCUCGAUGCGUAGCUGCUGCCAAUUGUCCAUUCGGAAAGCUUCCAGGACAGAGCUGUGUUCGAAAAUCCGAUCCAUCACUCGCCUUUAACAUUCCUUCAAAUCAAGACAAUUGUCCAAUGGGUCAAGUUUGUAUUACUGCUGGGGAGAGUCAAGUUGGGCACUGCUGCCCCGUGAUCUGCCCAUUAAACACUACCACGGACACCAGAUAUUCUUGUGAUCCAGAUGCAGCUCCAGCUCUCAAAUGCCCAUCUGAUUCCCAUUACUGUUACUUUUUGUCAGACGGAAGUUUCUCCCAAGCCGCUUGCUGCCGUCGUCCAUGCAAUGCGAUGGCUCCAAAUGCUCUCUACGUCGACUAUCACUGUAUGCCACGUGGGCAACUCAACUCAGCGUGCACAUCGAAUGCUCAAUGUGGUGGUGGAGAGGGAAUGGAAUGCAUGAAGGGACAGUGUCAAUGUCAACAAAAUUUCCACCCAGCAGUUGAUGUGCUCACGAAUCCAUUGAAAAAUCCAUCUCAAUCGUGUUCGAGGGACUGUGAGAGUGAGAAUUUGUCAAAGGACACAAGUUGUAUGAAGGCUGUACCGCUCAAUUCCCUCUGCUUCAUUCAAAAGCAAUGUCCACAAAAUUCGGGAUGCUACCGUGGAAGAUGCAUGUGCCGUUGUGGGUUUGCAGCGAAAAAUGGAAAAUGCGUUGAGAUUCCAGCCCCACCAACGACGACUUCAGCACCAGCACCCGCCAUAAUCCCCGGAGUGCCCAUCAAUCCUGGAAACGACCUGUUCAAACUUUUCGGACAAUUCCUCGGAGCUGGAAAUGGAGGUGGCGGACUCAAUUUUGGAUAAUUUCUCUUCCCGCAAUCUCAUUGUCUUUAUUUUUUACUACGAGGUAUUGAAUUGUUUUUUAAUUUUUUAAUUAUAAAAUUUUUCAAAAUGAAGAUUUUUUCCCCAAAAAACUCAAAC